This is a messenger RNA of Diceros bicornis minor, 10329 nucleotides long. Its product is annotated as protocadherin-11 X-linked. The coding region runs from base 347 to 3427 and encodes 1026 amino acids. Gene Ontology annotation, molecular function: calcium ion binding. NCBI's taxonomy places the organism in Eukaryota, Metazoa, Chordata, Mammalia, Perissodactyla, Rhinocerotidae. Gene Ontology annotation, cellular component: plasma membrane. Gene Ontology annotation, biological process: homophilic cell-cell adhesion. The transcript has 4 exons. The record is from RefSeq and is a predicted model, not a curated record.
CCGUGAGCCCGAGCUGCACGCAGCGGCCCGCGCGGCAAAGCAGAAAGCAAGCUGAACAGAGUGCGCAGAGUGGCAGUGGCAGUGGCAGCGGCGACACAGGCAGCCCAGGCAGCCCAGGCAACCCCGGCAACCCCGGCGGCCGCACAGCCUCAGAGGCAGCCUCCGCGACUCCAGCUGCUCCGCGGACUGCGAGCUGUGGCGGUAGAGCCCGCUACAGCAAUCGCAGUCUCCGUGGAGCUAGCAGAAGCUUUUUCUCUUUUUCACUUACCACUUCAUUCUACUCUAGAGGCUUCGUUCACUGAUUUUCUGUGGGUUGAUACAGAGAACCGUCACAAUUGUGCCUGGUAUGGACUUGUUGUCCGGGACGUAUAUAUUUGCGGUCCUGUUAGCAUGCGUCGUGUUUCAGUCUGGCGCCCAGGAGAAGAACUACACCGUCCGAGAAGAAAUGCCAGAAAACGUCCUGAUAGGCGACUUGCUGAAAGACCUCAACUUGUCGCUAAUUCCAGACAAGUCCUUAACAUCUCCUAUGCAGUUCAAGCUAGUGUACAAGACUGGGGAUGUGCCACUGAUUCGAAUAGAAGAGGGUACUGGUGAGAUCUUCACUACUGGAGCUCGCAUUGAUCGUGAGAAAUUAUGUGCCGGUAUCUUGGUGGAGGCUCGAUGCUUUUAUGAAGUGGAGGUUGCCGUUUUGCCGGAUGAAAUAUUUAGACUGGUUAAGAUACGUUUUCUGAUAGAAGACAUAAAUGAUAAUGCACCAUUAUUCCCAGCAACGGUUAUCAACAUAUCAAUUCCAGAGAACUCGGCUAUAAACUCCCGAUAUGCUCUCCCAGCAGCCAUUGAUCCUGACAUAGGAAUAAACGGAGUUCAAAACUACCAGCUAAUUAAGGGUCAAAGUAUUUUUGGGCUCGAUGUCAUUGAAACACCAGAAGGAGACAAGAUGCCACAACUGAUUGUUCAAAAGGAGUUAGAUAGAGAAGAGAAGGAUACCUAUGUAAUGAAAGUAAAGGUUGAAGAUGGUGGCUUUCCUCAAAGAUCCAGUACUGCUAUUUUGCAAGUAAGUGUUGCUGAUACAAAUGACAACCGCCCAGUCUUCAAGGAGAGUGAAAUUGAAGUCAGUAUACCAGAAAAUGCUCCUGUAGGUACUUCAGUGACACAGCUACAUGCUACAGAUGCUGACAUAGGUGAAAAUGCCAGGAUUCACUUCUAUUUCAGCAAUCUAGUCUCCAACAUCGCCAAGAGGCUAUUUCACCUCAACACCACCACUGGACUUAUCACAAUCAAAGAAGCACUGGAUAGGGAGGAAUCACCAAACCACAAGUUACUAGUUUUAGCUAGUGAUGGUGGAUUGACGCCAGCAAGAGCAAUGGUGCUAGUAAAUGUUACAGAUAUCAAUGAUAAUGUCCCAUCAAUUGACAUAAGAUACAUCAUCAAUCCAAUCAAUGGCACUGUGGUUCUUUCAGAAAAUGCUCCACUCAACACCAAAAUUGCUCUCAUAACUGUGACAGAUAAGGAUGCUGACCACAAUGGUAGAGUGACGUGCUUUACAGAUCACGAAGUCCCUUUCAGAUUAAGGCCGGUAUUUAGUAAUCAGUUCCUCCUAGAGACUGCUGCAUAUCUUGACUAUGAGUCCACAAGAGAAUAUGCCAUUAAAUUACUGGCCGCAGAUGCUGGCAAACCUCCUUUGAAUCAAUCAUCCAUGCUCCUCGUCAAAGUAAAAGAUGAAAACGACAACGCUCCUGUUUUCACCCAACCUUUUAUAAGUCUUUCUGUUCCUGAGAAUAACUCUCCUGGCACCCAGUUGACAAAAAUAAGUGCAACGGAUGCAGACAGUGGGCAUAAUGCUGAGAUCAGUUACCUGCUAGGUGUUGAUGCUCCAUCUGAAUUCAACCUGGAUCGUCGUACAGGCAUUCUGACUGCAGUGAAGAAAUUGGAUAGAGAAAAACAGGAAAAAUAUUCCUUCACGGUUCUGGCAAAAGAUAAUGGGAUGCCACCCUUAAUGACCAAUGCCACAGUCUUAGUGACCGUUCUUGAUCAGAAUGACAACAGUCCAAUUUUCACUCACAAUGAGUACAACUUCUAUGUCCCAGAAAACCUUCCAAGACAUGGCACGGUAGGACUAAUCACUGUAACUGAUCCUGAUUAUGGAGAAAAUUCUGCAGUAACUCUCUCCAUUUUAGAUGUGAAUGAUGACUUCACCAUUGAUCCACAGACUGGUGUCAUCCAACCAAAUAUUUCAUUUGAUAGAGAAAAACAAGAAUCUUAUACUUUCUAUGUAAAGGCUGAGGAUGGUGGUAGAGUAUCCCGCUCUUCAACUGCCAAAGUGACCAUAAAUGUGGUUGAUGUCAAUGACAACAAGCCAGUUUUUGUUGUCCCUUCUUCCAACUACUCCUAUGAAUUAGUUCUACCAUCCACUAAUCCAGGCACAGUGGUCUUCACGGUAGUUGCUGUUGACAAUGACACUGGCAUGAAUGCAGAGCUUCGUUACAGCAUUGUAGGAGGAAACACAAAAAGUCUGUUUAUAAUUGACCAAACAACAGGCAACAUUACACUGAAGGAGAAAUGUGUGGUUGCAGACCUUGGUUUACACAGACUGGUAAUCAAAGCUAAGGACUUAGGACAACCUGAUUCUCUCUUCAAUGUUGUAAUUGUUAAUUUAUUCGUGAAUGAGUCAGUGACCAAUGCUACACUGAUUCAUGAACUAGUGCGCAAAAACGUUGAAACACCAGUGACCCAAAAUAUUGAGACAGCUGAUGCAUCCUCACCAACCAGUGACUAUGUCAAGAUCAUGGUGGCCAUUGUUGCUGGCACCAUAACUGUCAUCCUUGUUAUUUUCAUCACUGCUGUAGUAAGAUGCCGCCAAUCACCACACCUUAAGGCUGCUCAGAAAAACAAACAGAAUUCUGAAUGGGUUACUCCAAACCCAGAAAACAGGCAAAUGAUAAUGAUGAAGAAAAAGAAAAAGAAGAAGAAGAAGCAUGCCCCUAAGAACUUGCUGCUUAACUUUGUCACUAUUGAAGAAACUAAGACAGAUGAUGCUGACAAUGAUGGAAACAGUGUCACACUAGACCUUCCCAUUGAACUGGAAGAGCAAACCAUGGGCAAGUAUAACUGGGGCACUACACCUACUACUUUCAAGCCUGAUAGCCCUGAUUUGGCCCGACACUACAAGUCUGCCUCCCCACAACCUGCCUUCCAGAUCCAGCCGGAAACGCCUCUGAAUUCGAAGCACCACAUCAUCCAGGAACUGCCUCUUGAUAACACCUUCGUGGCCUGCGAUUCCAUCUCCAAGUGUUCCUCCGGCAGUUCUGAUCCCUACAGUGUUUCUGAGUGCAGCUAUCCAGUGACAACAUUCAAGACCCCUGUGUCUGUACACACCAGACCGACUGAUUCCAGGACAUCAACUAUUGAAAUCUGCAGUGAGAUAUAACUUUCUAGGAACAACAUAAUUCCAUUCCCCUUCCAAAAAAUUCCAAUGAUUUGUGAAUUUCAAAAUUUGGCUAAGAUCAUUAAUUUGGUAAUCUGGAUUUCUCAUUAUAAAGGCAAGCAAAACAAAAACCACCUUAAAAAUAAUGUCCCACUGAACCUUAUGCUUACUUUAGCUGUAAUCUUGCGGUCAAAAUUUAAAAUUUGUGGAAGAAACAGUUCAGUGUAAUAAAAGAGUUUUAUCCUGCUGUUUCUCCAUUUGCUUGCUCUGAAUGUCAACAAUUGUGAUGUAAUACAAUGCUGUUUUGGUGUACAAACUGAUGGUUAAUAUGUCAAUAAUGAAACAUGGAAUUACUUGCCAUGUCUGAUUGCUGAAGAGUUUAAACAUCAUCUCCGGGAGUUUGGAAGUGAAGCUCAACUAUCCAAGCUACCCUCUGAAAGGUAUCCAGGGCAAGAGAUUUUUUAAGACCAAAAACACAACAACAAAACACUUAAAUUCAUUUUUUUGAAAAUAUUCACCAAUAUAGUGUUGCCGAGAAAAUAAUUAUAAUUACCCAUCACUCUGCUUAAAAGUUGGAUGAUAUAAAAUAAUCUUAUUGGGGUUUUUAUGUUGACUGUAAUCAUGUUGUUCCACUACUUUAAUAAUUAAAAAUUAUUUUUGUUGUAAUCAUGUUUCCUUUUUCUACAAAUACUGAAAAAGAAAGAAGUUCUUUCUAUUUUUAUCUAUCAAAAGGAGAAUGUAAAGUUCUUUAUACUCCCUGAUAUUUUGAAAAGGAAAUGUAAUGAUAUUUCUUGUAUAAAUAAACAUAACUCUAGUCAUAUAAGAGUAGAAACAAGGAUUUAAACAAGAUGUUUUAAAAGAUUUUAUCUUAAUUUUGAAAAUACCUAUGAAAAUAUAAGGUACUAGAGUCACAUCUAAAUAGAUAUAUUUUAUUUCUCUGGCAUUAAAUUACUGAAUAUGUUUCAUUGCUUUAAAUUAUUUGCCCUUUAAAAUUAACUCAUUUUUCACAAUAUGUUAAGAAAUUCAUUUCCUACACAAACGACUAAAUGCCUCAAAUUAGGCGUACAUUAAAUUUAUUGAGGAAAGAAUGACGUUGCCCAAUUUUAUGCUAUAUUCUUUAAGCUGCUUAUGACUUAUUAAGACUACUAAUGGAAUUUUUAAAAGAAACAUGAUUUCUUGAGACAAAAAGGGAGUAUAAAGGACCCUUAUAAUCAUGACAUAACAUAUGUUUCCUGGAUUUUCAUUCAAAUGCUUCACUGUGUAUUAUUUUACCUUGCAAAGUGUUAAUGGGAUUUGGCCUAUUAUGUAUGUACAUUAAAUUAGUGUAUUAUUUGAAGUGUUCUUUGAUGUACAGGUAUUUAGAAGAGGUUUAUGCUCUAUUUAGCAUUUCAAAUUAGUGUGAUUCUUGGAUAUUUGAUAUAUAGGUAAUAUUUUAAACAUGUUCCUGUUAAAAUUUAGUGUUCCCAUUUACUCAAUGCAGAAUCCUCUGUACCUGCAACGAUGUCAAGUUCCUUGAACAUACUUGCUAUUUGGCUUUUCAAACAUUACUUAGUUAAUUAUAAUGACUGUGAGUGUAACUAUUUUACUGGUAAUGAGAAAUUUCAUGUAAGUUACAAUAUUGUAUUACAUACUUAUAAACAACUGUUGUAGAAAAAAGUACUUAAAAUUAAAUUUUACCUUUGUGAAAGUUAUUCACAUAGAAUAACUUUAUAACUUUUCCCUUAUUUCUUCCUGAUAAAUUAAAUAGUUUAAUUCAAAUCAUUCCAAGGAAUAUCAAAAUUGAGUCAACUUAUUAUACCCCUAGAGUCAGUGUCCUGCAGGUACCAAGACAUACUAAGAGCAGGAGUUUCCAAAAUCCGUAAUCUCAAUUUAAUUGUGAAUAAAAUGAUGACGCCCAAGAAAAUGAAUCAGUAUUCAAGUGUCCCGUAAUAAACUACUGUGGCUUCAUGACCAUUUGUACAUGUAAUUAUUGUAUAAAUGCAUUUUAAGUGCUGUGUCAUGACCACCCUGGUCUCUCCUUUUCUGCACACUCUGUGAGCUAAGGGAGAAUACCUCAUUUUUCUUCCACUUCAGUGACCCUUUCCUUUAUGACUAUGAUAGGAGAAACUCCUAAUCACUCCUUUUUAUAUAUUAAGAUGAAAAUGUCUUGAAAUAGUUAUCCAGGAUCUCUAAAUAAAGCAUUCUUCAAUAGUUUUACAGGUGUCAUCUUUGCAGAAUAUGAAAACAAACUUUAUUUUUAAAGCUGUGACUCCAUCUGUCAGAAUACAACUUCUGUAAGAAAGGAACUUCGAAAUUGAUUUCUUUCCUGCUCUUUGAGGCUAAAAUAUUUAUCCAUAUAGAUGAUGGCUGAAAUUUAACCGUGUUUACAAUUGGGCCAUAGAUGAAAAUGGAUUCCACUUUUGAUGAUUAACUACGCUUGAUCUGUCCUUUGUUUAUGCUUGAGGAAAUAAUAUUACCAACUGAGAACAAUAUGGACAGCAUUGAAACUAGUUUUCCACAUAAGCCAGAGAGAAUAAAAAUAUGUAUUUUCCUACUUGGUUCCUUCUUAUCAGUUGAUUUAGUGCCACUUUUAAUUUAAUUAUUGUUAUUAUUACGUGUUUGGCUUACAAAGUCUCAGAUAUCUUCUCAUCUCUUGUGUUGGCAUUAAUGGGCUCCUGGAAUAUUCCCAAUGAAAUGUCCUUGACAGUCUCUCUGGCUCUUAUUCUAGUCAGUAAAUAAAGAAAAACAGAAGGAAAGCAAAUCUUAAGACUAGUCAUCAUAGAUAAAGAAAAGGAACUUUCCGUGAACUUAGUCUAUGGAAUCGAUUAAGUAGACCAUCUAAUUGAUAAACUACAGUGUACUGUAUACUUUCACCACUGCAAUCACUCAAAGAAGUAUUUUCUUUUGAUUAAAAUCCACAGUGCAUAAAUUGAAAAAAAUUGGUGAAAUACAUUCCCUCAUUUUACUUUAAAUAUAAAAGUUUGUUUUUAGCAAUAGGACUAUUCAAGCCUUUACAUUUCUUUAAUUAUUUUUAUUUUCAGUAAUUUAAAUUUAAAAAUUUAUGACAAUUAUAAUUCUAUCCAUUAAUUAAUUUUUUGUGUAUGCAUCUUCUGUUUUGUCUGUUGACUACCCCAUACACAUCAAUCAAUGAGAAUAAAUAUACUUUAGAAUAAUUUUUAAAAGUUGAAUUUAGGUUCAAUCAAUCAACUGUUAUUUUGUACAGUAUUUACUAAUCUUUUAAUUUCAACACAAAAUAAUACUGCCUCAUUUUACUAUUUUGUUGCCUGCACUCGUCACUGUUUAAUUAGAUUUUGUAAUUGUGUGUCUAGCUAGGUGUGAUAUGAAGCAAUGAUCUCAACAGAAAUGCUACAGGACAAGCAAAUCUUAAAAAAUCUUAUAUGAACUUAAGACACACUCUGUAAAUGCUUCCUAGAGAUGCUCUUGUGUAAUAGACAUGUUUUCUUAGAUUUUGUGAAGCUUAGCUUUUGUCUAUUUCAAAUAUUAUUUAUAUUUAGGUUUCUAGUAUAUUCAAAGGUGCUGUGAUAAUAUAAAGCUGUAUGUGUUGUAUAUAAUUACUAUUUUUAAAAAGAACUAUUGUGCUUUUUGUUUUUUCAUGCAUUGUGGUUAUCCAUACAUGACAUCCAUGGUUUUAUGUGGUAUUUAGAAUUAGAAGUAGACUUUUUUAAUUCUAGAGUAGUCGUAGGCUUUUAUUUUUAUUGCACAUGCAAUACACAUUCAGUGUACAAAAAUUUAGGAAAUUGUAGAUAGAUUUUAGAUGAAGGAUUUUAAAAUUAUUUGUUUUUAUUUCCAGCUAUAUCAGUACGUUUUUCUUUAUAAUUUGCUUAGUAAUUCUGUUUAAAGGCUCUGUAACUUUUGGAAGUGGUGCACUUUAAAAUUAAAGAAUUAUUCUGUUUUUUUUAUAUUAUAAACUAUACAUGCAGGAUUUUUUACACAGUGGUAAUUGACUUAUUUAUUAUGCAUAUUGUUUAUUUUUAUAGAUGUAUGGUUGGAAAAAUUCAUGUAAUAGUAUAGCUUGAUUAGUUGACAGUAUAAUACACAGGCAUACUAUUUAUCUCCACCGCAAAACUAACCUCCCCUCAGUGAAAAUAUCAAGUUUUGAUUAAAAAGCUUUUUUAGUUAAAAAGAAUGCCAUCUUAAUAUCUGCCAAAAAUUCCUUUAGAACGAACAACCAAGUUAAUUAUUUCCAAGAAUUCUCAUAACCAACUCUUACCUUUUUCAUAUUCUAGAUAAUCUCAAUUAAAAUUGCUUAAACUGUCCAUUUUUAAGUGGUUAAUUAUAUUUAAUUACCCACACAUACAAAAAUACUAUCCAACGAGGAGUAAAACUUUUUUUGUCAAGUGAAAAAAUCACAUUCCAUUAGGUUUUACAUAGUCAAAUGGACAUAAUAAUGAAAAUGAAAUAUUUCAAUGGAUAUUCUAGAAAUAUUUGCACUUUUCUCCUUCGUCCUGGAGCCUUAUAUUUAUUAAUUAUUCAUUGAUUUACUUCAUAAAAUGUUAUUCUCUUUGAAAUGCAGUUAACUUUUAAAAUCAUUUUCAUUCUUUUUAUCUUAAUACUUGGCAAAAACAUUAGAUAACAAAAUAAUGCUUUCAUUAGAUACUUAACUAAAGAAAAUUUUAAAUAGUACUACUUUUACUCUAUUUGGUGGUAAUUAGAAGUAAAUGAAUAUACAACUCUGGUGAAAAAUAUUAUUUUCAGAAAUCCAAGAAAUAAACUUUAAAAUGUAUUUACUUGUUUUAUUACAUGUCACUUCUAACCUCCAUUUCAAAAUCAAUGCAAAUCACCAUUUCAAUGAUACUUCAAAACUAAAGAGAAUUGAUCAUAAACACUAUCACUUUACACAAAAAUAUUCCCAGUAAUUCAAACAUGCAGCUCAAGUAGUUGUUCAGUGUCACAACCUUGAAGUAAUUAAAAUUGAAAAAAAAACAAAUUUGACCAGCUCUUUUGAUAUGUAAACACAGGCCUAGUCUCAUAUUCAAGAUGGGGAAAAAAUACACACAAAAGUGGAAUUGCAUGGACUCUGGAAAGCUGAUUUAUGAGCUCCUAAAAGAGACAUUAUAUUUCAUUAUUAAUUUUAUUCAUUUGAUCUCGUCAUUCAGAACUAUGUAUUGGGUGCCUUUUUUUGCAGAAAAUUGUAUACAUUUAUUUAUGAUAUUCAGAUUGAAUAAUUACAUUUUUUCACACGGAUAGGUAUUCAAGAGAAGGUGCUGAGUUCGUUUCCAGAUAGGUAUCAUGGCUUUGUCUACAUGAUUCCAAAACUUCUGGAGGCAAAAUACAAUUUUUCACUAAACAUGGAGAUAUUUUAUCUACCUGACAAAAUUGAUUGACUUUGUAAAGACACAGACUUUAUCUAAUACUACAGAAUAAUAUUAUAACUAUUUCCUUUUAGAUAGGAAAAAAGAGUUUGACAUGCUUUAUAAAGAUAUCAGUAUCUGAAUCUAGAGUAAUUUAUAACAUCUAGCCACAAAAUUCCACACGGUGCUACAAUUCAACUUUACAUAUAUAAAUUUUAUUUGUCUAUAAGACUAUGCACACAUUUAUUUCAAAAUGCACACAAAUUAUAAAAAUGAUGGGGAACAUACAAGUAUUUUUAGGUGUGGGAAUUGAAGGGUAAACAUACCAAACUCUAGAAAUUAAUAUACCUAACUAUGUGUCUAAAGAAAAAUUUAUUUUAAUUUGGUGUUUAAGUAAUUCUAACAGAAUGGCAUCAAAAUGGGCUAGUGUAUGUAUAAGCAUAUAUAUGUUUGCACAUGGUAUGUGUGUAUAUUUAUGUUUGUCAAAUUUUUAGGAGAAAAAAGUGAUAUAAGCUUCACGCUAAAGGCAACUUAUUCAGAGAUUAUAUAUCUAUGUUUACAAUGUUAUUCUCUCUCUUUUUAAACUCUUAUGCCUCAUUUCCAAACUAUAAUCAUCCUGCAUCCCUUAUAUCUUCCUAUACAUCACCUUUCAUUUAAUAAAACUCUUGUCAUAUUCAGUGCAUUCUAAAUAUGUACUCGUGUUUUUUACUUUUAAUCAAAUUAUUUUGCCUCUAGUGUAACUGCAGUACUUCUCCUCAUAAAAUUUCCCUGUUUUCCGAAUGAUCACAGAUCCAGUAACAUUACAUUAUACAUUAAAAAGUUAAACUGCUUUUUCCCAUCUAAGUACCAGUGUAGAUUCUACUUCUUUUUCACAAAGAAAACUAAGAUAAAUUUGCCUUCAGUACUAGUCAAUUUCUGAUCAGUUGGUAUAACUAAAACAUAUACAAAAAGAUCCAAAAAUAAUCCUCUUUAUUUUGUAUUAAUACCUUAUUUAAUUUUAAUACUUAUGAAACCAAAAACGAGAUAAGUAGUUCUCUGUUUGUUAGUGCUCUGUACAAUGUCACAUUUUCAAUUUCAUAUGUCUGCAACUUUGUGGGUUUAUGUUUCCAUCAAAAGGGUAAGAUAUCGAUUUACUAUAAUCAUAUACAUGCAUAAAUAUCUACCUAUCUAUGUAUAUACACACAUACAUUUUUAUAAACAUCUCAGUGUGCACUAUGGAUUGAUGAACAUCGUGGAAGUAUUUAUGAGAAUAAGUUCAGUUUUCAGAUUGGGCAAUGUGUACAUUUUAUUAUCAUUUCUGUUUUUGAGUGGAGCUAGUACUAAGAACAGCAAUUGAAGAAAAGCUGUGUAACAUUAAAAUUAUGAAGAUUUAAAAUAUGAAAGCAUUCACAGCAGUCACUUUUAAAAUUUUGUUUUUCUUUGUUAUUUGCAGCUGUAAUUUUAAAAAAGAAUAAACAGGUUUUUGUGUGAAUAUAUUAGAAUGAAGAUUAUAGAGCAUCUUUCAACUGGAAUACGUGUAGAUACUAACACUGGUUGUGUUUGAUGUAAUUUCAGUGCAUAAAGUGUGUGUAAUCUGUAUUAAGUGAAAUACCUAUAAAUAAAGUUGUUUCUGCA